This is a messenger RNA of Perkinsus marinus ATCC 50983, 225 nucleotides long. Its product is annotated as aconitase, putative. Gene Ontology annotation, cellular component: mitochondrion; cytosol. Lineage: Eukaryota; Perkinsozoa; Perkinsida; Perkinsidae. Gene Ontology annotation, biological process: tricarboxylic acid cycle; citrate metabolic process. Gene Ontology annotation, molecular function: aconitate hydratase activity; 4 iron, 4 sulfur cluster binding. The transcript has 2 exons. The record is from RefSeq and is a predicted model, not a curated record. The annotation marks the transcript as partial.
AUGGUCCUACCAGAAGUAGUGGGUUUUCGUCUCACUGGAAAGCUUCCGCCGGGUGCGACUGCAACUGACUUGGUGCUCACUUGCACUAAUAUGCUGAGGAAACGAGGUGUUGUGGGGAAAUUUGUGGAAUUUUUCGGUCCGGGCUGCGCGAAUCUAUCACUAGCCGAUCGCGCUACAAUAGCUAAUAUGGCUCCUGAGUACGGGGGGACUAUGGGGUUUUUCGGG